AUGACGUCAUCGCCGCUCACCUCCCGCCGCAGCCGCGUGCCGCAUGCCAGCGCCUGCCUGCAGGCCGCCAUGCCCGACGGAGGGCUCACGAUCCCCAUCGGUCUGUCUAACCUCACCACUCGUCUGUUCCUCAAUAAAAACCUGAUCAGCUCGCUGCCCGGCGGCUGCUUCUCCCUCCUGCUGCUGCUCGACGAGCUUGACCUGUCACACAACAAGCUCUCCGCUCUGGAGGCCGGGUGUUUCAGCAGCCUGGCGGCCUCCCUCCGUUACCUGGACCUGUCGUCCAAUCAGCUGACGACGUUGGAUCCGGCCGUGUUCGCCGGGCUGCAGGUUCAGGCCAACCUGACUCAGAACCCGUGGCACUGCGACUGCCGCAUGCAGCUCUCCAUGCCUCAGCUGAGUCUGGACUUGUCCUCGCUGUCUGGAGUCGUCUGUCAAACGUCUGACCUCCCCAAUCCAGGCGCCGUGGGCCUCUCUCUGCUCCUGCUGCUGGAGGACUGGGACCUCUGCCUCUCGGUGAGGAGAACCACGGACGUCCUGACCCUGGUCACCAUGUUCCUGUGGUUCGCCAUGCUCCUCGCCUACUUCCUCUACUACAUCCGCCAGAACAAGGUUUUCGCCCGCCGCCACUUCGACUACCUGCAGUUCCUGCAGAGCCGCGACCCCUUCAGCAGCUUCAGACCCGUCUGAGGACCCGGUGGAGCUCCACCACCUGAAACCUUCACGGAGGACGACCACAACUCCUGAACGGCUUGUUGUUCAAACAGCUACAAAAAAUUAUAUCUAAACUCUCCCAAGAGCUUUUUGUUUUUGGAGACACUUAUUUAUCAACAAACAUGUUAAAUUCUUCAACUCAUCAGUAAAUUCUGAAUUUAAUCUGAAAAUCUGAAGUUGUAAGAGACACAAAUGUAUUAUGUCAAAGUUUAUCAGCUGCUGGAAAUCUACUGAAGAAUCAGUAAAGCUCCUGUCAGGGUUUUCAUUAUUGAUAUGUUUUAUUUAUAUUUGUCACAAUAAAAAAAAAUUACAUUUAUUAUUAAUUAUGAAUUAAAAGUUGGAUGAAUAAAUCUGAUGAUUGUUUAAACA
Molecule: messenger RNA, 1083 nt
Organism: Salarias fasciatus (jewelled blenny)
Lineage: Eukaryota; Metazoa; Chordata; Actinopteri; Blenniiformes; Blenniidae
Product: leucine-rich repeat-containing protein 3C-like
Cellular component (GO): plasma membrane
Molecular function (GO): protein binding
Source: RefSeq, a predicted model, not a curated record